AGCCCCCUACCCCGAUAUGCAGACUGCAUAAAGAGCUUCAGCCACCCUGGCAAAACCUACAGACCAAAGGCUUGGAAGCAGUGCAAUGAAGAACGUAGCAGCCAGCACAGUCAUCUUGGCCCUGUCCUUGCUCUGCAGUGGCCAUGCGCUUGUGCUCAAGGGGAACAAGAGCGCAGACAAUCAUCUGGUCAGUUGCAGCCUUGAUGCGUCUCAAACGGAGUCUUUCUUCGAUCAAUUGCACACACUCUUCAUCUUUGGCGACUCGAUCUCCGAUACUGGGUUUGAUCCGUCUGGUGACGCUCCCUCGCCUGCGAACCCUCUUGGGAACCCAGAUUUCCCUGGCAGGACGACUGCAUGGGGCCCGAACUGGGUUGGAACGUUGACCAAGGAGUACAGCAAGACGUUGGUCGCCUGGAACUUUGCCAAGUACGGCUCCGUGGUCUACAACGCUUUUCCGAACUCUGAACGACCCGACUUUACCGGUCAGCUGUCGCACUUCAUGACCUGCUGCACCGGGAAAAAACGCAAAGUCAAGUGGACGAGUGAGGAUGCCCUAUUUCUGACAAUGUUUGGACAAAACGACCUGACUGAGCUGAUUGAUCAUCUCUCCACGAACCUGAAGACUGUCCAGGACAUCCAACGUUUUGAAAAGGCUGCUAAGGAUAUGACACUCGACAUUAUGGGCCGCUACAUCGGCAAAUGGGCUACUCUCUACGAAAACGGCGCGCGCAAGUUUGUGGCCAUCACGCCCACAAAGUACAUGGCUGUGCCAGAUACGCUGAAACGUGUCGCUGAUUUCAACGCAGCGCAGGGCAAACUCAUUGCAGACACAUUUCUUGAGGCCUUGACGAAUGUCGCUGCAGAUUUCAACAGCAAGCUCGCAGCACUCAGCCAUCGUUUUAAAAGCAUGAAUCCAGAGUCGACCGUUUUUUACUAUGACGCCACUUUGCUGAUGGACCAGGUCAUUACCAAAACCAGAGUAUCCAGCUACGAAGACAUGGUCCAUUUCUGUCAGUAUUAUAAAGGACUGCCUAUCAACUCAACGACACCAGUAUAUCCAGACCCUCCUUCUCCUGCAGCGUACAAGGCUUGCAAGAAGUUAAAGGUCAACGUGCAUCUGUGGCUUGAUGCUUGGCAUCCAACGUGGCUCUUCCAUAGUAUUUUGGCUGAAGAGAUUCACACGAUGCUAGCGAAGUUCCCUGUCUGAGCACCUCACAGUCGCUAAUCUCCC
Protomyces lactucae-debilis is the source of this 1231-nucleotide messenger RNA. RefSeq lists its product as uncharacterized. Lineage: Eukaryota; Fungi; Ascomycota; Taphrinomycetes; Taphrinales; Protomycetaceae. Gene Ontology annotation, molecular function: lipase activity. Gene Ontology annotation, biological process: lipid metabolic process. The coding region runs from base 86 to 1207 and encodes 373 amino acids. The record is from RefSeq and is a predicted model, not a curated record. The transcript has a single exon.